Molecule: messenger RNA, 4729 nt
Organism: Cylas formicarius (sweet potato weevil)
Lineage: Eukaryota; Metazoa; Arthropoda; Insecta; Coleoptera; Brentidae
Gene: ana1
Exons: 4
Coding region: 106-4710 (1534 amino acids)
Source: RefSeq, a predicted model, not a curated record
GUCAACAUUUGUGAUUAUUUCUGUUUACAUUGUACUUAAUUGGGAAUUAAUUCAAUAAUUCAAAGCUAUGAUUAAAUGUUAUGUUUAUAAGCCUGUUUGCUGAAAAUGUCUAUUAAUGUAACUGUGAAUGGAAAUCCAGUUAGUAUCAGUAGGGGCAAGAUGAUGAAUUAUGACCAUUAUACCUCAAAACAGGAAUUCGAUAAGAGAAGAUUAAUGAGACUGGAGCAAGUAAGGCAACAAUCAAAGGAUUUGGCAGAAAAUGUUCGCAACAAAGUGCGUAGGGAAAAAAACAAGCAAAUGGUUCGUAUACAACAAGAAGGUAAAGAGAAGCUCAAAAAUUGGCAAAAUCGAAAAUUAUUAGAAUUGCAAAACCAGUACCAAGAAGCUUUAGAUGAAAUUGGCUUGGCACAUACAGAGGCUCAUAAUGUUGAAAAUGAGGAGGAAAUUUUGAAUCAGAAGAAGGAAGAGGCAGCCCAACUUAUUAAAGAAAGAGGAAGAGUGGCCGCAGGUAAACUGCAGGUGGAAAAAAAUGAGGUUAAUUUUAAAAAAGCCCUACCUAUCCAUCAGAAAAAAAUUGUCAGAGAUAUUGAAAACACAAGGGCAGCAUUGAUUUCUAAUAUAACGAAGUACAAAAAGCCAAUUAGUAAACAUAUACCAGAAGAGAAAACAGUGAAGGUUCCAGAACUUACAGAUUCUGAAUUAGGCAACACCUCUGAUCAGGGUGUUUCAAAUAGUUCGGAAGAAAAUUUAGAAUAUCCUGAAUGCGAGUCUAGCAGCAAAGAUUCCAAGUCUUCAGAUACAGGAAGGGAUUUUUGUUUACCGCGCGAAUCUCACAACACUUCUGAACCAUCACAACAUGGCGAAAAAUUUAAUUAUGUAAAAUCUAUUGAAGAAAGGAGGGACCGGAUUGAUGACUUCAGAAAAAAGUAUGCUCAAGUUCCCUUUGAUACGAGAAUAUCUGAACACAUAAAGCAUCGAGAACGUUUAGCUUCCCAAUUGGACUUUUGUGAUAUAGUGGGGCAGAGCAAUAAUGACAAGCCGCUAAAAACACAUCCUCACGAUUCUCCACAUAUACCACCGAAAGAACAAUUUGAUUUAGAUAAUUACAAAUGUGUGUGUCCAAAGUAUGAAGUAUCAUGUCCAUGCGCUAAAUAUUCGAAAAAUGUGCCCAUUAGAUCUAUUUCUAUCCAAACAGACAAUGAAUUGUUGGGUCAUAAAGAUUCGCAAGAAGCCCGUCAUAUAUCACAAGCUCCCAAGGUGGCAUCUGCAGAAAUACCUUCCAAACCUGGAGUCAAGUUAAAUGAAGCUGCUUCAAGGCAGCCAACUGCAUCAAAAAUGUCUGCAGUAACAGUCCCGAAAGUUUCUCAUUAUGAUUUCCCCAAUCGAUUUCACAGCAACUUACCUUCAACUUCACAAGUAGAAAAAAUUACAGUAGAUAGCAUUGAAGCCUUACCAAAUAUAGUAUCAGAAGACGAAUGGUGUAAUAAAGUGAAGCAACGAGACAAGGAAGCGCAAAUCAGAGGAAAGCGAGCUUUAGAAAAGGAAUUUAUACGAAAAGAUUACGAAGAAAUGAUGAAGAAAUUACCUCUCCUCCAACGAAAAGAACACAUCGCCGAAAUUGGCAAAGACAAGCCAGAAUAUCAUAUGUCGGAAGAACGACUAAUAGAGCAAGAAAAGAAAAAGCAACUUCGAUUGGAAAAUGCUUAUACCAAAGCUCUUCCAAAUUUAAAACCUGCCAUCAUUACAAUUCCAAGUACAAAUCCCAAAAUUCCAUCAAAUCAGCCAUUCGAAAUUUUGGAACCAAAUGAUUCACGUACAUUGAACCUAGGUAAAUGGAAUAAUGGUGAAGCGCGAGCUAAAAUGUUUAGUACGGAGGAAGUUCAUGAAAUUAUCAAAAAUUUUACCGCUCAGAAACAGGAAGAUAGGCACACGAAGCUAAAGCAACUAUUGGAAAGUUUAAAAUUACAAAAAGAGCAACUACUUAACGAAAUCAGAACCUUACCAAAAGAUGAUAGUAUUAACGCAUUAAUAGACGAUUUAAACUCUUUUACUGAAAGCGACGAAAUUUUAAAAUCCAAGCGAAAGAAAAAAGAAAAAUCUCAGCGGAAGAGAAGACAUGAAGAUAGUGACAGCAGUUCUUCUACUGAAAGUCGAGGAGAGCACAAGAUUAGAGAGCAACGAUCAACCAAAGCCAAAAAAUCGCGCCCGAGAGUAUUGAUUUUGCAGAAUACUAGCACCCAGACGACGCCAAAAGCUUCGAAAGAAAAAGUUGAAUCCAAAAGGGCUGAUGAGGAAGUUUUGCAACAUGCUCCAAUUGUUUGCAAGGAGUUGCAUACACCUUGCGAUUGUAAUAAAGAAAAUAUACGUUCAUCAGAGGAACUUUGUCAAAUCCUUAUUAAACUUCAUAAUGACGAAAACCCGCAAGUUGAAGUUGUCUCAGGAGAAAAAAAGGAUAUUAAUGUAGAUUCAGUUGCAGGAAGGACUAGAAAAAGUAGUCCUAAGAAAGUGGUUACCAAAUCAGUCUCCACUGAAACAGAAACGUUUAAAAGACCAUCGCCUAAAGACUUGAUAAAAAAGGUGUCCAAAUCACAAGUGUUAAAAGAUGUCAAACCCAGGUCUGAAUCUUGGAAGGAACAAUUAAGCAAAAACUCAAUAUCAACGUCGAGUACUUCUUAUUUGAGCCCACCAGACUUUUCUAAGCCUAAGGCAACAGGAAGUACAGAUUUAAAUAAAGAUUCCUUUUAUUAUUUACGGAGAAAGCCACAACAGACAAAUAUGUCCAUCAAGCCAACUUACUCAUCAUCGCGUGAUCAAACAAGUCAGCCUGACUUAAUCAUGUAUGUGCGGAAACUGCUUAGUAUGUCUAAAUUGAGCGUGGACGAAUUGAACAUUUCUUCGAGCGAUGUUCAAACACCCAGUCAAAGUGUGAUUGAGAUUGAAUCAAAUAAUCCGCUGGCUCGACUGCAUGAUAUCAUUAGAUAUAUCAAUCUCAAAUCUGAAGGUAUAGCAAAGGAAAUAAAUUAUUUCAAUGAUGAGAGUGGUAUACCACCAAAUUCUCUAACGUCGAAUGAAGAUAACAAAACGCGUGAAACAGUGGAAAACAUUCACAUUCCAGAAAAAGAUACAAACGGUAGUUCCAGAAAAUCCAAGGAUUCAUUAUUGUGUCAGUAUGCUGAUGUCACAGACAGUUGUAGUAAACGAAUCGCUAAUCUUGCUGCUAUGAUCGAAAAAAUACGUAAUGAACGAAUAAGUAUGCACCAGAGUCCACAAGCAGUGUUACCAGAAACAGAAAAAGUUGCUACUUCUAAAAGUGAAAGAGAUUAUUCGACAGCAUACUUGGAGCUGCCCCAUUCUGGUGAAAGAUCUAAAGAGGGGAGCAGUAGAAGCUCUUCGGUUAGUAUGGAUGAUGAAGAGUUUAAAAGAAGAAUACUUGAAGUUGAUAUCAGCCUGGCAGAAAAAUUAAAAACGUUUCAGAAGAUGAAGUCUGAAUCCCGGGAGUAUGGCAAAAUAGUUGGACGCGAUGAAUCUGCCUCUAAAACUACUGACGUAUCUGAUUCUACUGAUCGAGAAUUCCUAGAACGUCUUAGACGUCUUAUAGAAGAAAAUGAUCAAAAGGUUAUACCAGAACCUGAAUCAUCCAAUUCUAUUGAAGACAAGCAGCAAUCAUUUGUUCCCUUUUUGCUGGACAUACCAAAACUGCCUAUAUUACAACCUCAGGUUGAUGUUGCUUCAAACGAAACCACAAGCAACCGUAGACAUCCACCUCCUUCAAAAGGUCUUACUUCUGCCAAAAGAUUUAAUGGGAAUAUUUCGUUGGUUCCUCAUGAAUUAUCAACUAUAGCAGAAGCUGAUAGUCAACUCUCAACUAAGGUGCCAAGUCCGAAAGUGAGCCCUAGCGCAUCCAAAACGGAAAACAUUGUUGAGGAUCAGGCUAGAUAUGAGAAGUCGCGUAUAUCUCUGGUAUCUCCUAAUAUUAUGCCUUCUGAUGACUUUAAUGCCCUUCAUAAAAAAGAUGAGUCUGAAAGUGCCAAAUCAACAACUAAAGUUAUAGGAUUGAAUAUUCCUAACGAAAUUGAGGUGAAUGUUCAAUCCGAUGCCAUGAAACAAAAUAAAAGCAUUGAAGGGAGUAACUCUAAAUGUGAUUCUGGUCCGUCCUUGGUUUGCUUUGAUAAAACAUGCAGUUCUUCCGCUAGCAGAAUUUCUUCUAGUUCCAGUGAAGAUCUAAAAAGUUUGGAAGAUAUGUUAAGAAGUAUCAAUAUGGAAUGGGCAAUACCGGUUUUACAUAAAACUCAGGAAGCUUUAGCGCUUAGCUCGAGUUCCAGUUCUAUAGAGAUGAGUUCAAGAAGAAGGAAAUCUAGAGCUUCUGGUGAAAGUGAAGUUAGUUUAAAAGACUUUUUGCAUAAACAAAUAAUUAGUAAAAUAUCUUCAAGCAGUUUAAAAUCUGAUGCAAGCCCUAGCCCUUCAAGCUUUUUAAAGGAUGUCUCAGAUAUAUCAGCAAUUCAACGUAGCCUGAGCGUAGAUAGCGCUAAACAGAAAACUUCUACGCCAUUAGGAAGUAAAAAGUCCAAAGAAUUGCAGAAUAUGCAAGUGACUGGAAGACAUAUGAAAGCAACAGGGAUUCAAGGUGGUAGCUCAUCUAACGAAUCAGAGAAACAAGACUUUAAAAGUUUAACUGAUGACCCGUCCUCAACAUUAGUAAGCAAUUUAUAAUAUUUUAUUAUCUUGACUG